AAAGAUGACGCCAUCAAACUUCGACCUGCGUGCGAGGACGUCAUGACGUAGUCUUUGUGGGACAGUUUGUUUACAUCAUGGCGGCGGUGGAUUUCAGAGAUAACCUUUUGGGGAUUUCGUGGGUGGACAGCGGCUGGGUUCCGAUUCUGAACCCUGGAAAUGUUUUGGAUUACUUCUCUGAGAGGAGCAAUCCGUUUUAUGACCGAACCUGUAACAACGAGGUGGUGAAGAUGCAGCGGCUCAGCCUGGAACAUCUCAAUCAGAUGGUGGGAGUGGAAUACAUUCUUCUUCAUGCUCAGGAGCCGAUUCUUUACAUAAUCCGUAAACAGCAGAGAACGUCUCCAACACAAGAAAUCCCGUUGUCGGACUACUACAUCAUAGCAGGAGUGGUGUAUCAGGCCCCGGACCUGGGGACCGUGAUCAGCUCCAGAGCGCUCUCUGCGGUUCAUGGGAUCCAGUCGGCUUUCGACGAGGCCAUGUCCUACUGUCGCUAUCACCCGUCUAAAGGAUACUGGUGGCACUUCAAGGACCAGGAGGAGAGAGAUAAAACCAAACCGAAGUCAAAGAAGAAAGAGGAGGCGAGUUCUCUGUUCCAGAGGCAACGUGUCGACACGCUCCUUCUCGACCUCAGGUCCAAAUUUCCACCAACAUUUUACCAGCCCAAACCGGGUGAGAAGCCGAUUCCAGUUGAGGUGAAGAAAGAACCAGAACCUCCGACAGAAACCGUUAAACAAGAGGAGAGGGAGCCGGCCUCUAAGUCCUCCGUGCCGGCGCCGCCAAGCAAACCGCCUCCUGAGAAGAGAGCUCGGCUUCAGUGAGACCGGACGGAGACAGGAAGUGAGACGUACGACAGAUCCACUGAAAGAAAAGCUCAGGAGUGUUUUUGUUACCUCUCCAUAAAUACAAGACGGUUUCUUUUUACUCAUCGGAUCCAUUUACAGGACGAUGACAAAGAGCAGCGCCAGGAUUGGUUUGACAUCACCAGACAGCUGUGUCACACACACACACACACACACACACACACACACACACACACACACACACACAGACAGACAGACAGACAGACAGACAGACACACACACACACACACACACACACACACACACAGACAGACACACUCACACACACACACACACACAGACACAUACACAGACACACACACACAGACAGACACACACACAGACACACACACACACAGACAGACACACUCACACACACACAGACAGACACACUCACACACACACAGACAGACACACUCACACACACACACACACACACACACACACAGACACACACACACACAGACAGACACACUCACACACACACACACACACACACACACACACACACACACACACACACAGACAGACAGACAGACACACUCACACACACACACACAGACAGACACACACACACACACACACACACACACACACACACACACAGGGUUAAUGCUGGAUGUCAGCAGCAGGCGUGAGGUGGGAUGAGGUUUUUUGGACGAUACGCUGACUCAGCAGAAGUGUCGGUUUACUGAUGACAUCAGCGUAAUAUUUGUGUUGUGACAGUUGAACUCGUCGAGCUCAUCACAGAGGAGCGUCACCGUGAACGACCUCAUCAGACUUAUUUCCACACUCUGUUGUUAUUACUUUGAAAUACUCUGUUUGUCUGCUUUUGUAUUAAAAUAUUUCAACCACUGGA
Molecule: messenger RNA, 1698 nt
Organism: Labrus mixtus (cuckoo wrasse)
Lineage: Eukaryota; Metazoa; Chordata; Actinopteri; Labriformes; Labridae
Gene: med6
Product: mediator complex subunit 6
Exons: 9
Coding region: 78-818 (246 amino acids)
Biological process (GO): regulation of transcription by RNA polymerase II
Cellular component (GO): mediator complex; core mediator complex
Molecular function (GO): transcription coactivator activity
Source: RefSeq, a predicted model, not a curated record